Messenger RNA from Stomoxys calcitrans (stable fly), 1209 nucleotides. RefSeq names its product tetraspanin-6. The transcript has 6 exons. The record is from RefSeq and is a predicted model, not a curated record. Gene Ontology annotation, cellular component: membrane. The coding region runs from base 358 to 1035 and encodes 225 amino acids. Lineage: Eukaryota; Metazoa; Arthropoda; Insecta; Diptera; Muscidae.
CUUUCCACCUCAGUAACACUUGUUCCUUAAGACAACAGUGGUCGGGAAAUCUAGUCGAGCGGGUAACACGAACGGAGAAAGGCAUGAGGCAAACUGUCUAAAAGUGUAAAAAAAGUGAACGCGUGUGUGGAGUGCCUUUAACAUAAACAAACCAACAAACAAGCACAUAACUGAACAGAGCAAAGCGGAAUAGCUGAGACAUACGGACGGACGGACAGAAGCAUCAUUUGCCGCAAAUCGACAGUGUUUAUUUUCAGAUUCUGAAUAAAGAAAACUCGCAGAGAACCGCAUCACAAGAAUUUUCUUAUUGUUGAAAUUUGUGGCUGCUGAGAAAGGUUCAAGGAUACUGCCGUGAAAAUGAAAAUGACAUUCUCCAUACCUGUCUGGAAAUAUGCUCUGCUGACCUUGAGCGUUGCUAUUUCGCUAGUAGCUGUGAUACUGAUAUCGGUUGGUGUCAUUACACUCGGUGGUGCUGGUUCUCCUACGGGAGCAUAUCUAUCCAGUUUUUUGGGAGCUUUGGUGUUUACUCUUUGCACUGCCGGAUGUUUUGCAUCUUUGCGAGAAUCUUAUGUACUGUCUAUGGUGUUUGUAGGUUUGGGAGUAGUCGUUGUGAUCUUUGAGACAAUAUUCAUGAUUUCGUUUGCUGUCAUGAAAGACGAAUUUAUGGAAAUGACAAAAGAGCGUGUCAACAGUACAUGGAAACAAGAACUUAACAAAUCUGGCGCAAUGCAUAGCAUUCAAAUUCAAUACGAAUGCUGCGGUUUGAAAGGCCCAGACGAUUACAAAACUGCUGACUAUAUUAAACUGCCCAAGAGCUGUUGUCGAUUGGAGGACUGUUCGAAUGAAGACAACGUUUUCACCCAAGGCUGUGAUACAAGAGCUAUUAAAUUCAUUGACGACGAAAGUGAUAAUUUGAUUUUGUGCUUGGUGGGAUUAGUGGCUCUUGAGGCUCUUAGCAUCAUAUCUGCCUACUAUUUGGGCAAAGCUGUGCAGUCGAGAGGCAUCAAAUCGGAACAGAUCGUCAUUAACGAGUGAUCAGUGCUAUGACAUCGAAAAUCUUGUUGCAACUUUGUAGAAAUUGUUACUUUUUACGUUAAGCAAAUUGUCUCAUUGUAAGAGAUACCUAAGUAGUUUUCACUGUUCAAUGAUUCAAAACCUAACUAUGUUCUAAAGUUUACAAAUGCAAUUUUUUAAUACAACGUAAAAACA